Hemiscyllium ocellatum (epaulette shark) is the source of this 2519-nucleotide messenger RNA. RefSeq lists its product as uncharacterized. The transcript is spliced from 5 exons. Lineage: Eukaryota; Metazoa; Chordata; Chondrichthyes; Orectolobiformes; Hemiscylliidae. Bases 387 to 1040 code for a protein of 217 amino acids. Gene Ontology annotation, molecular function: zinc ion binding. The record is from RefSeq and is a predicted model, not a curated record.
UCAGGGACUGUCAAACUUCCUGUCAAAACAAUUAACUGUCUCAGCUGGAGUUUUCUUUCUUGACGAAUGUCUCCAGUCAUGUUUUUUUUUGUUUCAGUUCUGAAUGACAAUGUUAACAUAGAUUAGAGUCUGCUGUUUCAUUCUCCCUCACCAUCGCCACCCCCCCACCCCCCAACUCCUCAACACCUUCCCUCCUCCCCACCUCACUCCAAUCUGCCCUCUGGAUUGGAAAGCCCUGCUGCUCUUCUGGCAUUGUGCCCUUCAGCAGUGUUUCCAGGGUGUGAUCUGGUUCAACUCAGUUUACAGAAGAGACUUUUCAACAAAAAAAAGACAAAACAUUUCGUGACACGCCAAGCACUCAAGAGCAGGGAAGAGAACUGUCAAGAAUGGAGAAGAGCAAUGGAACUCAGGAUUCCACUAGUAGCAGCACUGAGCUACCAGUGACAAUUCCAGUUACAGAUGAUGCUCCUGAAUGCUUCAUCUGUAGGGAACUGGAGGUGUCAGAUCGUGAUUCCUUGUUGCAGUACUGCGACUGCAAGAGUUUAGUCGCUCAUCACAAGUGUUUGCUGACAUGGAUACAAAAGGGCCCCAGGAAUGAAGACAGGCUGAGUUGUAAAGUAUGCACAGCUGAGUACCACCUUCAGACUGGCUCAGCGUGGAAGCUUGUUGCCUUCCGUUGGCAGAAUUGGAUGAUUCUCGCAGUAAUCCUGGGUCUAAUGACCAUUGUGCCAUUUACCGUGCACAGGAUGAUGACAGCCUUCCAUGACCCACCACCCCAUUCUCUCUUUAAAGCAGCGUCUGUUUGCUUUGGACUACUGUCUGAAACCUUCCUGAUCAAGACACUCAUCUAUUGCUGCAACAGCAAAUACAAGAAGGCCAAAAUGUCUUCGUUCUCCAUUAGGGGAAGAAGUUUGGAGAAAUCUGACCGAGGGAGGAAUCUCUUGUGGCUACCCAGUCACAGUCCGGGAGCAGGGAGCAGGAUGGAAGGAAGCAAACAGGAGGCAGCUAGACCCAGCAAAGGUCUGGAGCUGUGCGUGUGAACUCAACAGGAGGAGCUGGGAGAGACCAAGACUCAAAGAUAUUACCUUCCCCACUCCCUUCUCUGCUUCCCGGGCUGGGGCAAAGGGAAACAGUUUGACUCUUGGUGACUCACGUUUAACUGCAGGGAUGAUCAGCCUUCUGUCCUGCUGAAACUCUGACUGGGUAGGAGCCACACUUCGACAGAGCGCUGCAGUUAUUGUUUUGCACAGAAUGUGAUGCCUGUGUUUACCAAGGGAAGGCCAGUAUUGAGAGAGAGAAAGGAAACAAAACACUGGAGGAAAAAAUAUUGAAAAGAAUCAAGUGGGUUGUCUUGGGCAAGAAACUUUGUUUGGAAAAAGAUCAGGAGCCUGCCCAAGCUUGCUUGCUUUCUGUAUUUGAAAACGCCUUUUGUGAACACUGGGAAGACAAGAAUGCAAUGUCGAGAGACUUUUAAACUGAAUUUCACUCGCCCUGCCUUUUAGCACACCUCCUUGCAGUUCAUUAUGCCAAAAUAUAUUAGUCCAUACUCUGGGAGUCACUGGUUCUGUGGGCUGCACCCAUGCAUUUCAGAAACUGAAACUUUUUGACAGCACUUUCUGUAAAAAAUAGACGCAAUAGUACUUUGUGUACACGUAGAAUUAAUAAAAUCUAUAAGGCACAUAUAAGGUAACAUGGGAGUGUUGUACAAACAUGUAAGUCAGUGUAGGCGACUGUCAGCUCUAGGCCAACACAACAGGAGAAAGAAACUCAACAUUGAACUCUGGUGAGCUGUCUGCUGUAUUUUUCUUUUUGCAGUGCCUAGGUCAAAAGUGAGACCUGAGGGCUUUACGAAGUUAAUAGCCCUGGGUGCCAAAUGGACACUUUAAUGUCAGUACAAGUGGGGGGAUUAUUUCAUUUCCUGCAGUGGGGCCUCCAGUCACUUGCAGGAGAAACCACUGGAGAAACCCCUCAAACAAAUACCUAGAGCUGUCAAGAAGUCAGAUUUAUUGUGUUGAAGACACCAGAAUAGUGUCUCGGUAAUGAAGCGAGCUGCAGUAGUCAGAUGUAUUUCACCCCCUCUUACAUUUCAGUAAUUGGUCCACUUCCGUUAACCUUUGCUGCUGCUUUAAAUCUAAUACUUGCACAUAGUAAGGAGUUUGCUGCAAAUACUUGCACGAUUCUUAAUUAGAACACGAGUAAACUCAUUCUUUUUCUCUCAAAGUGAAAGGAGCCUAUUAUAAGGAUUUUGAAAGUAUCUAUUAAUAGGGUUCUUGUUGGAGUCUGUCUGACCAAGUGAAAUUCGUGUGAUGUUUACUAAGGAUUUGCAGACUCUUAGAGAAGUACUUAUGAAACCUGCAGGACUCCAAGACUAAAGAAGCUCAUUGAGCUCUUACUUUCUAAUCAGGACAUCUAUCGUGCUGCGGAGGAGAAAGUGAGGACUGCAGAUGCUGGAGAUCAGAGCUGAAAAAUGCAUUGCUGGAAAAGCGCAGCAGGUCAGGCAGAAUCCAAGGAGCAGGAGA